UGCGCUCCUGGUGAUCUCGCCGCACGCUGAAGGGCGGCUGCUCAUCGACUCGCUCGGUACAGCUGCCUGGGUACGUUGCAACUAGUACAAUAACAACAACAACAACAACCUACCCUCAUGCUACCGUUCCGGCAUAAACUAAUCUCUAGAUGCAGGCCCUUCUGCUGUUCCAGGCCGUGACCAUAGUGUCGAGCAGGAGUUCGCUCCAGGCGUACAACCUCGGCAUCUACGCCUUCCUCUCGGCCGUUGUGCUCGCCGGCUUCCUGCUCGUGCAGGGCAGCAGCACCCUUGCCGAGCCGCCGCUGCAGUCUCAUCCCGUGACCUUCGCCCUGCGCGUGGCCGAGCUCGUCUCCAGCGCGUCUCUCGCCGUGUCGGCGCUCUGCAUCCCCCGGCGGCCCGAGGUGUACUACCAGGGCGAGCUGGUGGACCGCAUGUUCACGGCCUCCGCCUUCAGCCGCUUCACGUGGGCCUGGCCCAACAGCCUGCUCCGGCUCGCGUCCAGGAAGAAGGACCUGGACCUGGAGGACCUCGCCCGCCCGAACCACCACACGCGCGCCUCCUCCGUCUCGGCGGACUGGCGGAAGAAGAAGACACGAGGGGGGAACGAUGACGGCAGACCGCUCUGGCUCGCGCUCCUCCUGGCCCACAAGUGGAAGGUCGCGCUGCAGUGGUUCAUCACGUUCUGGGCGUCGGUGCUGAACUUUGCGCCGCAGUGGGUCGUACUGCAGCUGCUGAGGACGCUCGAGCGGCGCCAUCUGGGGGACGGCGACGGCGGCGACGACGGCGUGGGUAUGCAGGCGUGGAUGUGGGUGGUCUGGCUGGGGCUCGCCAUCAUCGCGGAGUCGUGGACCGAGUCGUACCUGUGGUGGCUGGCCUUCGCGGACCUGCUGAUCCCGAUCCGCGCGCAGCUCUCGGCGCUCAUCUUCGAGAAGUCGAUGCGCAGGAAGGAUGUCAAGGGCGCCGGGAAGGGCAAGAAGAAGGAGACUCGGGAGGAGAAUGCGGAGUCUGCUGAGCCGACCGUGGCCGGUGCGUCGACGGCCGAGGAAGGGGAGGGGGAUGACUCGGAGGAGCUCAAGAAGAGCAAGCAGAGCACGGUGAACCUGAUCGGCGUGGACAGCAAGCGCGUGUCGGAUUUCUCGUCCUACCUGCACCUGUUCCCCGGCAGUCUCUUCAAGCUCCUCGUCUCGCUUGCUUUCCUGAUCGAUCUGCUGGGCUGGAAGGCGCUCCUGGCCGGCUUCUCGGCCAUGCUUGCCAUCAUGCCCGUCAACAUCUACUUCUCCAAGCGGUACGCCGACGCGCAGGACCGCGUCAUGAAGGUCCGGGACGAGAAGAUGGAGGUCGUGACCGAGGCGCUGCAGGGGAUCCGGCAGAUCAAGUUCUCCGCGCUGGAGCCGGAGUGGGAGAGGAAGAUCGGCGGCGUCCGCGACCGGGAGCUCAGCGCCGUCUGGAGCGUCUUCCUGAACGACACCAUGCUGAUCGGGUGCUGGGUGACGAGCCCCAUCUUGCUGUCCGCCAUCUCGCUGGCCGUGUACGCGGCGCUGACCGGGUCCCUGGCGCCGUCUGUGGCCUUUGUCAGCCUCGGCGUCUUCAAGGGCCUCGAGGUGACACUGUCGGUCGUCCCGGAGCUGACGACGGAUCUGCUGGAUGCCUGGGUCUCCAUCAAGCGCAUCGAACAGUACCUCAACUCUCCCGAGGUGGAGAGGACGUCCAAGGACUCGGACGAGGUGUGCUUUGACAACGCCUCCAUCGCCUGGCCGUCCGACGAGGAAAUCGACGAAUCCGAGCGGUUCGUGCUCCGCAACGUCAACGUCACGUUCCCCAAGGGCGAACUGUCCGUCAUCUCCGGCAAGACGGGGACCGGAAAGAGCCUGAUGCUGGCCGCCAUCUUGGGCGAAGUGGACGUCCUGGCAGGGUCCCUGUCCGUGCCCAGGGCGCCGCCGCUCGCCGAACGGCACGACGACAAGGCGAACAAGGCCAACUGGAUCAUCCCCGAGGCGAUCGCAUACGUUGCGCAGAUCCCCUGGAUCGAGAACGCGAGCAUCAAGGACAACAUCCUGUUCGGCCUGCCGUACGACGAGGAGCGCUACAACAAGACGGUCGAGGUGUGCGCCCUGAAGAAGGACCUGGAGAUGCUGGACGACGGCGAGAACACCGAGAUCGGCGCCAACGGCAUCAACCUCAGCGGCGGCCAGAAAUGGCGUGUCACGCUUGCGCGCGCGAUCUAUUCCAGAGCGGGCAUUCUGGUUCUCGACGACAUCUUCAGCGCCGUCGACGCCCAUGUCGGCCGUCACAUCUUCGAGAAGUGCCUGAAUGGAGAACUGGCGGCGGGCCGGACGAGGAUCCUCGUUACCCACCACGUCGCGCUCUGCGAACCGAAGACGAAAUACCUCGUCGAGCUCGGCAACGGCGGCGUCUUGCAUGCCGGCCUUCUUUCUGAGCUGCGCGACGAGGGCACGCUGCAGCAAAUCAAGAGCCACGAGCAAUCCGCCGAGGAGAUUGAGGCGGACGAGUCCGCUACGGCGGUGGAUUCGGCCGGCUCUUCGGACGGGGAGCAAGAGCGGGAUGUUGCGGAUGGAAACACGCUCAAGAAGGUGACGUCGAAGACGCCCGCGCCUCGCAAGUUUGUCGAGGAAGAGACCCGCGAGCUCGGGGCCGUCAAGAAACAUGUCUACUCGACGUACCUGAAGGACAGCGGCGGCUUCUUCUUCUGGAUCGGUUGUCUUCUCAUCUUUGUGGUUACGCAAGUCCUCAACGUCGGGCGCUCAUGGUGGCUCAAGAUUUGGACCGGCAACUACGAGGAGCAGGGCGUGCAUCCGCAACACGUAGUACUACCCAACAUCUCCAGCGCGUACGGCUAUUCGUACGCUGAAGGGGCCCGCCAAACCUCGAUCCACGCCAUGUCUGCGCCUUCGAACGGGUUGCAGGGGACGCUGGCCUUCUACCUGGGCAUCUACGUUGCAUUGGCCGUCGUAAGCGCCUUGAUCGGCACCCUGAAGUUCCUGUACAUCUAUCUUGGCUCGCUCCGCGCAAGCCGCAAGCUCUUCGAGAAGCUCAACUUCACCGUCCUCCGUGCGCCGCUCCGAUGGCUCGACACCGUCCCCGUCGGCCGCGUCCUGAACCGGUAUACGGCGGACUUCAACGUCAUCGACUCGCACCUGGCCAACUCGCUCGGCUUCGGGGCGAACUCAUUCCUGGGUCUCAUGGCGGUCGUGGUCUCCGGCCUCUUUGUCUCGCCGUACAUUGUCCUUCUCGCUAGCAUCCUCCUCCUGAUCUGCCUGUACUAUGCCAUCCGGUACCUCGCCGCGGCACGGCCCGUGAAGCGGCUGGAGAGCACAACCAAGUCGCCCGUCUUCGAGCAGUUUGGCUCGGCCCUCACAGGCGUCACGACCAUCCGCGGCUUCGGCAAGGCCCAGGUCUAUGUGGACCGCAUGUACCGGAAGAUCGACGACUACUCGACUGCGACGUGGCAUCUAUGGCUCUUCAACAGGUGGAUGGGCUGGCGCAUGUCACUGGUCGGCUCCUUCUUCUCGAGCUUCGUGUCCAUUCUGAUCUUGCUCACCCCCGAGAUCGACUCUGCCCUGGCUGGGUUCGCGCUUGCUUUUGCCCUGGAGUUCUCGGGCUCGGUGAUGUGGACCAUUCGGCUGUAUGCGAGUCUGGAGCUGGAGAUGAAUGCUGCGGAGCGAAUUAUCGAGUACACCAAGCUGCCCACCGAGGCUCUCGACGGCCAGAGCCCGCCUGCAGCAUGGCCGACGGAGGGUCGCAUCGAGGCCCACGAUCUGGUGGUCGGAUAUGCGCCCGACCUUCCCCCCGUCCUUAAGGGCCUCACCUUCAGCGUCAACCGGAACGAGCGGAUUGGCGUUGUCGGGCGCACCGGCGCAGGCAAGUCAUCCCUGACCUUGGCCCUGUUCCGCUUCCUGGAGGCCAGGUCCGGCAGCAUCCACAUCGACGGGCUCGACAUCUCCAAGAUCAAGCUCCACGAUCUCCGGUCGCGCCUGGCCAUCAUCCCGCAGGACCCCGUCCUCUUCUCCGGCACCAUCCGCUCCAACCUCGACCCGUUCAACCACCACACCGACGCCGAACUGCGCGACUGCCUCGAGCGUGUGCACCUCGUCGACUCCUCCUCUUCCUCACCAUCCUCAGGCACCGCCACCCCCUCGGGCUCCGUCACCCCGAAGAACACAAACCCCUUCACCAACCUCUCCUCUCCGGUCUCGGAGGGCGGCCUCAACCUCUCCCAGGGCCAGCGCCAGCUCCUCUGCCUGGCGCGCGCCAUCGUCUCGCGCCCCAAGGUGAUGGUGCUCGACGAGGCGACCUCGGCGGUGGACAUGCACACGGACGCGCUGAUCCAGCGCAGCAUCCGCGAGGAGUUCACCGACGCCACGCUGCUCGUGAUCGCGCACCGCCUGAGCACCAUCGCCGACUUCGACCGCGUGCUCGUGCUGAGCGACGGUCGCGUGGCCGAGUUUGGCACCCCGAGGGAGCUGUGGGAGAAGAAAGGAGAAGACGGGGAAGGAGGGGAGGGCAGGGGCAUAUUUAGGGGUAUGUGUGAGGAGAGCGGGGAGAGGGAGAAGUUGAGGGGGAUUAUCUUUGGGGAAAAGGGGAAACAGUGAAAGUUAGGUUAGUAAGGUGUUUAAAGUAAACCCGGAUUUUAGAAAUAUUAGGUGUGUUUGGGAAGGGAAAAGUUCGCGAUAGAUUUCAUUUAUUUGUUUGUCCUGCCUGGGUUCUGAGCGUAUGUACCUU
Chaetomium strumarium is the source of this 4740-nucleotide messenger RNA. Its product is annotated as P-loop containing nucleoside triphosphate hydrolase protein. The transcript is spliced from 3 exons. Bases 150 to 4610 code for a protein of 1486 amino acids. Gene Ontology annotation, cellular component: membrane. Gene Ontology annotation, biological process: transmembrane transport. NCBI's taxonomy places the organism in Eukaryota, Fungi, Ascomycota, Sordariomycetes, Sordariales, Chaetomiaceae. The record is from RefSeq and is a predicted model, not a curated record. Gene Ontology annotation, molecular function: ABC-type transporter activity; ATP binding; ATP hydrolysis activity.